This is a messenger RNA of Mangifera indica (mango), 1017 nucleotides long. Its product is annotated as plasma membrane ATPase 1-like. Gene Ontology annotation, cellular component: plasma membrane. Gene Ontology annotation, molecular function: ATP binding; ATP hydrolysis activity; P-type proton-exporting transporter activity. The transcript has 9 exons. The coding region runs from base 1 to 1017 and encodes 338 amino acids. The record is from RefSeq and is a predicted model, not a curated record. NCBI's taxonomy places the organism in Eukaryota, Viridiplantae, Streptophyta, Magnoliopsida, Sapindales, Anacardiaceae. Gene Ontology annotation, biological process: proton transmembrane transport; regulation of intracellular pH.
AUGGUUGAAAAGUCUUUUGCCCUUGAUGCUGUCAUCAAGGAAGCUGUUGAUCUGGAAAAUGUGCCCAUUGAAGAAGUUUUUGAAAACCUGAAAUGUACAAGGAAUGGUUUGAGCUCAGAUGAAGUUAAAGAGCGAUUGGAAUUAUUUGGAUACAAUAAACUUGAAGAGAAAAAGGAAAGUAAAAUAUUAAAGUUCUUGAGCUUUAUGUGGAAUCCUCUAUCAUGGGUAAUGGAAGCUGCAGCCAUCAUGGCUAUUGCUCUUGCACAUGGAGGAGGAAAAGAUCCGGAUUAUCAUGAUUUCGUUGGCAUAUUGGUCUUACUUUUGAUAAAUUCUACCAUCAGUUUUAUAGAGGAAAACAAUGCAGGCAAUGCAGCAGCUGCUCUAAUGGCCAGAUUGGCCCCAAAAGCCAAGGUCCUACGUGAUGGAAGAUGGAGUGAGGAAGAUGCAGCAGAGUUGGUUCCAGGAGACAUUGUCAGUAUUAAACUUGGAGACAUUGUUCCAGCUGAUGCUCGUCUUCUUGAAGGAGAUCCUUUGAAAAUUGAUCAGUCAGCUCUUACGGGAGAGUCUCUUCCGGUAACCAAGAAUCCUGGUGAUGGGGUCUACUCAGGUUCAACCUGCAAACAAGGUGAAAUAGAGGCUGUUAUUAUUGCAACCGGAGUUCACACUUUCUUCGGGAAGGCAGCUCAUCUUGUUGAAAGCACUAAUCAUGUUGGGCAUUUUCAGAAGGUUCUAACAGCAAUCGGAAACUUCUGUAUCUGCUCAAUUGCUAUUGGAAUGGUUAUUGAAAUAAUUGUUAUAUAUGGACUUCAAGAGAGGGGAUAUCGUGUUGGUAUAGAUAAUCUACUUGUCUUGCUAAUUGGUGGGAUUCCCAUAGCAAUGCCAACUGUUCUUUCUGUUACCAUGGCCAUUGGUUCACAUCGCUUGUCUCAGCAGGGUGCAAUAACCAAAAGAAUGACAGCCAUUGAGGAAAUUAUGGCAUGUUUGCGUGGUGUAAACAGUGUUUGCGCAGCACUGUAA